AAAGAGCCUGCACAAAUACUUAAAGUGAAAGUGCUGCUGGUUUUAAAAGGCUGGAGUCAGUAUUCCAGUUAUUCAGUCAUCUUACAAAGUUCUUAGUGUAUACAAGAGUGCAAUGGAGAAUAAUUCUAUUCUUCUUCCAAAUGGACAAUUAAUGCCAAUAGUUGGUUUUGGAACUUGGCAGGCAAAAGAAGAGGAAUUACAGAAAGCAUUGGACAUUGCAUUAGAGGCAGGAUAUAGACAUAUUGAUACAGCAACAGUAUAUGAAAAUGAAAAAAUAAUUGGUCAGGUUCUCAAAAAAUGGUUUGAUUCUGGAAAAAUUAAGCGAUCUGAUAUUUUCAUUGUUACAAAGCUUCCUCCUUCUGGAAACAGACCGGAAGAUGUUGAAAAAUGCAUUAAAAAAUCUUUAAAAGAUCUGCAGUUAGAAUAUGUAGAUCUUUAUUUGAUUCACACUCCUUUCGCAUUUGAAAAAGUAAAAGGAGAUUUUCAUCCUCAGGAUGAAAAUGGAGAAAUUAAGCUUGAUCUCAGUACGGAUCACGUCAAAAUUUGGGCUGAAAUGGAGAAGCAAGUCAACUGUGGACGAGCUAAAGCAAUUGGAUUAUCAAAUUUCAAUGUUCACCAAAUUACGCGAAUUUUAAAUAAUUCGAAGGUAAAAGUAUCGAUGUUGCAAGUUGAAUUGCAUGUUUACUUACAACAGAAGCAUUUGGUAGAAUUCUGUAAAAAGCAAAACAUUCCUAUAACAGCAUAUUCGCCACUUGGUACACGCGGUUUUGUGAAAUUACUGAAAAAAUCGCAAGAAAUCCCAGAUAUGUUACAAGACAAUGUAGUAUUAGAAAUAGCAAAGAAUUACAAGAAAUCAUCUGCACAAAUUUUAUUACGAUUUAUUGUACAAAAUGGAAUCGCAGUUAUCCCUAAAAGUACGAAUUCUCAAAGAAUUAAAGAAAAUAUACAACUAUUCAGUUGGGAACUUCAGCCGGAGGAUAUGGAAAAAUUAUCAAAUCUCGAUCUUCACGAAGCUGGCAGAAUUUGUGAUUUUAUUAUGUUUAAGGGCAUAAAACGUCAUCCUGAAUAUCCUUUUUAA
This is a messenger RNA of Heterotrigona itama, 1078 nucleotides long. The record is from the annotation of a GenBank genome assembly. Lineage: Eukaryota; Metazoa; Arthropoda; Insecta; Hymenoptera; Apidae.